Messenger RNA from Musa acuminata AAA Group (dessert banana), 775 nucleotides. RefSeq lists its product as uncharacterized. The record is from RefSeq and is a predicted model, not a curated record. Bases 46 to 576 code for a protein of 176 amino acids. The transcript is spliced from 3 exons. NCBI's taxonomy places the organism in Eukaryota, Viridiplantae, Streptophyta, Magnoliopsida, Zingiberales, Musaceae. Gene Ontology annotation, cellular component: NatA complex. Gene Ontology annotation, molecular function: N-acetyltransferase activity. Gene Ontology annotation, biological process: mitotic sister chromatid cohesion.
GAGGCGGGGCAAUUAGUAGGGUUUGUUAAUCAGAUGAACCAUUGAAUGGGGGCGGGAGGACGACGGAUGGAGAUGGCAGCGGCGAUAUCGCUGGACGGGGUUCGGGACAAAAACGUGAUGCAAUUGAAGAAGCUCAACACCGCCCUCUUCCCCGUCCGCUACAACGACAAGUAUUACGCCGACGCUCUCGCCUCCGGCGACUUCACCAAACUCGCUUAUUUCAGUGACAUAUGUGUUGGUUCCAUUGCAUGUCGACUCGAGAAGAAGGAAGGAGGGGCCAUCUGUGUUUAUAUCAUGACCCUGGGUGUUUUGGCACCAUAUCGUGGGCUUGGAAUUGGUACAAAGUUGUGUUUUACAGGUACGAAGUUGUUGAGUCAUGUACUGGAUCUUUCUUGCAAGCAGAACAUCUCGGAGGUGUACUUGCAUGUGCAGACUAACAAUGAUGACGCAAUUGCCUUCUACAAAAAGUUUGGAUUUGAAGUCGUAGAUACAAUACAAAAUUACUAUACGAACAUUAGCCCACCUGAUUGUUAUGUGCUGAGUAAAAGUAUUGCCCAAGAUCAUGCAAAAAAGUGAUCCUCUUAUGUAUUUAUUUGUACCAACAAAUUGAUACUCUCCAGCUUAUGAGAUCUUCCAAAUAAUUUUGGUUACAUUUUUUUCAUAUAGCUCAAUCAUCUUUGUAAAUCUUCACAGCUGACCUUAAUCCCUUGGGGGGUAGUCAGUACAUUGAAUGUUUUGGGCGACAGGCAUUAAUUUGUGUGUCUGAUUUGGUCGA